Molecule: messenger RNA, 1473 nt
Organism: Clonostachys byssicola
Lineage: Eukaryota; Fungi; Ascomycota; Sordariomycetes; Hypocreales; Bionectriaceae
Source: the annotation of a GenBank genome assembly
AUGCCGAUUGACAACCACAAGCCGAAAGCACAAUACGAAGUGGAAUACGAGAGAUCUCAAGUUGCAACAAAACCCAGAAGAACUUCUGUCCCGCUUCCAGAUCGGACUAGGCCUAGGAGUUCAUCUAAGUUUAAAAAAAGCUUGAAGACUAUAGAGUCCUCUGCCCUUCAAAUUCCACGACUGGAAGAACCAUCAAGAAGGGCAAACGCCGAUCAAGAGAACAUCCUGUCCUCACGGCCUCAUGCUGAAGCAUCUUCAGAGCAUCAGAAGACAGAACAAGCCAACAAACCUCAUGUUGUCGAAGAAAGUCAGGCCAGGCCACACGCACGGGAUCCACCGAUUUCUAUAGCACGGGAUGUUUCAUCCAGUUUAAGAAAUAACGACUUGGUACAAGACUCGAAGUUGGACACUGCUCUUAUCGAUCAUGAUGGUAACUCUGUUCAACAUACACUGUAUAUAUCAAGCCACAGAUCUCGCCGACGCCCAAGAAAAGUAGAGGAGACAUGGAAACGAAGUCGGAAAAUUGGUAGCGGCACAUUCGGUAACGUUUGGCUCCAGGAGUGCGUCGAUGGUAAGAAUGAGAAUAUCGGCCGAUUGCGUGCGGUAAAAGUAAUAGCGAAGACGAAGUGUGGGGAUGGAAGUGCCCCGAUUGAAUACAACCGAGAGUUGGAAGCGAUCGCGAAAUUUUCCCAGUCAAAGUAUGUUCACUGCUUCGCCGAGUCGUAUGGCUGGUAUGAGAACAACGAUACUAUCUUCAUUACAAUGGAGUAUUUCGAAAACGGAGAUCUUCGGCGCUAUUUAAACCACCCUUUCCCGGAGCCUCAGGCUAAGGAGAUUGUAUAUCAAAUUCUUGAAGGCCUGCGCUUCAUGCACAAAAGCAGUUUCGCUCAUAGGGAUUUAAAGCCGGCAAACAUUCUCGUUUCCGAAGCUUCCCCAAAUUGGUGGGUCAAGAUAAGCGAUUUUGGUAUUUCCAAGAGGGCCGAACAGGAGUCAACAGCAUUCCGUACGUUCGCGGGCACGAGGGGCUACCUUGCCCCAGAGGUUAUGGCUAUAUAUCCUCCAGAUGAAAAGCCACGCGAAAAGGGCUCUAGAAGGAAGGAGAUAUACACUAACGCUGUCGACCUGUGGGCUCUUGGGGUGAUCAUGUUUCAACUGCUGACGACCCAGCUUAUCAUGAAAGAUCCCCACGAGCUCUGGGAAUACGUGAACGGAAAUCAAGCACUCCCAGAAGAAGUUCUUGACAAAAAUUAUGUCAGCGAUGCAGCAAAAACUCUUGUUAAACGUCUAAUGGCUCCAUCACCCGGACGCCGACCCUCCGCUUCCGUGGCCUUGAACUACGAAUGGUUCACAGACUUGGAUGAUUCUUCAGAAUCAAAACUUACCAACGAACAAUUCCGAUUCUAUGGCCACCGCAAGCCUAGCAUGGCCGCCAUCGUUCUCGGAAACAUGAUCAUAGAAAAUCAUCGCUCUUAA